Messenger RNA from Leptosia nina, 6795 nucleotides. Lineage: Eukaryota; Metazoa; Arthropoda; Insecta; Lepidoptera; Pieridae. The record is from the annotation of a GenBank genome assembly.
AUGGAAGCCGCCACUGAUGAAACCGGUGGAAAAAAUCAUCUUGACAAUGUUUUAUCUGAAACUGAAAUUGCAAAUUUACCUAAUGGCGUUGCAGAAAAGCUCAACUCCUACAUUGAUACGAAAUUUGGAGAAUACUUGACGUCUAAAGCUUUGUUCGAAAGUACCAAGUCACAAAUAGAUGAAAAAGUUGCAAUACUAGAGGCAACUGCUACAGACACAGCGUUAAAAUAUGAAGAAUCAGCUAAAAAACUGAUUGUUGCUGAAGAAACUAUUACAGAAUUAGAAAAAAAAGUGAUUGCCCUUAACACAGAAUUAGAAAAAUCUCGUGAGAAGGUAUCGCGACUCGAAAAUGAAGUUAUUUCUAUUAAAAGUGCAAGAGAUGCUGCUGUUGAUGAGAGGAAUGACUUGACUCGUAUUCUUCAACGACGUGAUACUGAAAUUGAAAGACUAACAGCAAAUGAAGUUUCUCUUUCACAACAAUUAAAAGCUGCUAUUGAUUCAAAAUGUGAGGCUUUAGCUUUAAAUGAUGAAAUCCAGAGCAAAGAACUAUCAUUACAGUACCGAGAAAAACGAUUAGACCAAGAAAGAGUUUUAUUGAAUUCACAAAUUAAAAUCUUAAAUGAAGAAGUUGAUAGGCUUACAUCUGAACUUCAAACAGUAAGAUUAAAUACUACUAGUAGAAUGGUUAAUUUGGAAACACAACUUACAGAAAAAGUUGAGGAGUUAAGUGUUGCCAAUGACCAAAUUGUUCAACUAAAUGAGGUAAAGAAGAGUUUAAAUAAUCGCCUUGAACAUUUGACACAGCGUUUAAUGGAGCAAAGAGAGUUGGAAAACAAAAUGGCAGAGAACUAUAAAAAAGAAUUAGAAGCAAAGGCUAAAUUAGCUGAUCUGUUUAAAUCUAUGCAUGAUGAUGCCGAAUCUAAAACAGUUGAACUAACUGAAGGAAUAGCUGAAUUACAAAAGUUGCUAAAUGAAGCUACAGAGAAAUAUGGCGAAUUGGAAACAAAAUAUAAACAAGCUGAAGUUGACCAUGAAGAGCUCUUGGAAAAGAAAAAUGAAAUAAUAGCUUCACUUAAAAAUGAGCUAGAACAUGCCAAUGACUUAUUAAAAGCAGCAAAUGCUCAAAAUUUGGAAAUGGCACUUAGUGAUUUAGCUCCAUCUGCAGCUGUGGCUAGUAAAUUAUUGAAAUCUGGAAUGUCUUUAACUCAAAUUUACUCUCAGUUAGUUAAAGUGAGUGAAGAGCUAGCACAGGAAAAAGAAGAAAAUAAAAAAUUAAAUAUAACCAUAAAUAAAAUUGUGCAGGAAUUGGAAGAAAAAGCCCCUUUCAUACAGAAACAAAAAUCCGAGUAUGUUGAAGCAUUAGAAAGUAAUUCAGCCUUAUCACAACAAAUUGAAUCUUUGACAUUAGAGUGUAAUAGAUUAAGGGAUGAUUAUAAUGAAACAUCAAAAAUUGCUAAUCACUAUAACAGGGAAAAUAAUAAGUUAAAAGGAGAAUUAGCUGAUUUAGGAAGGCAAGUUUGCUUUUUACUUAAAGAGGUGGAACACAGUAGAGGAGGUCUUGUCAAUGGCGAUCAUGACUCUUCUCAAAGUAAUACUACUAGCUCAUCUGAUUUAACUUCUUCAAGGAUAAUUUCAAAAACUCUUGUAACGUUUUCUGAUAUUCAAGAAUUACAAGCAAAUAAUCAGAAAUUGUUGCGUAUGAUUAGAGAGCUCACUGAAAAACAAGUUGAGCUGGAACAACAGAAGGAGCAAUUUGAAAGUGGCGAAAUGGAAAAUAAGGUCGAAAAUCUUAAGCAAAGAGUUUCUGAGUUAACGGAAGCACAAGAUAGGCAGACAAAAAUGGUAAAUGGUCUUAUAAGACAGAGGGAUAUGUUUAAAAAAUUAUACCAUGAUCUCAUGCGAGGCAAGCGCCAUGAGAUGUCUUCUGUCAUGGAUCAUUCUGAUUUAGAUAAAAGUGAAUCUUUCUCAAUGGAUACUACUCAAGACACUACAACUUCAAAACAACAGAAUGCGAUAUCAAAUGUUGAAAUAAAAUAUAAAGAAGUUGAAAAACAACUAGAAAUGUUGAAAGAAGAAUAUAAAACUUAUAAAGAAGAGAAAAUAACUAAUGAAAGAAUGUUAUUUGAACAGAUUGAUAAUAUGAGACAAGAAAUUUCGAAACUUACAGCUGCAAACAGUAAAUGCUCUUCUACUUUAGAUUUUAACAAUGAAAGGCUAAAAACGUUACAAGCAAAUAUAUCAACAUACAAGAAACAAAUUCAAUCUUUGGAAGAUAAAAAUAAAGCUUAUAAUGCUACAAUCGCAAAACAUGAAGUAUCUUUGCAGCAUUUAAGGAACGAAGUUUUGAAUGCUCAGGGUAAACUAGCAGCAGCUGAGAUACAAAUAGAUAAUUUAAACACAAAAAACAAAUUGUUGAAAGACGCCGAAUUACGCCUACAAACAGAGAAAGAAGUAUUAAAUAGAGAGCGUCAGGGACAAGGAUUGUUGCUGAAAAAUCUUGAAUUAAUUAAAGUUAGUUUGGAACGUGUCGAAGCAGAAAAUCGUACUAAAAUUGAAUCAAGACUUGACGAAGCUACUAGAGAAUGUGCAGCUUUAAGACGAAGGCUACAGGAGGAACAAGACAGAUUUAGAGAAUUAGCAGCUCAUCUUGAACGACAGACUGAAACAGCAAAAUCUAGGAUGCAAGAAGAAAAAGAUGCUGCCGAUAUUUUAAGAAAAGAAGUAAAUCAACUUCGAGAUGACUUAAUUGAGAAAACUAAACAUAAUGACGAACUUGCUAAAAAAUUAAAAGCUGCUUUGGCACCAAGUAGUGAUGGAUCAAUUGAUUCAAUCAGACGAAUUAAAGAUCUUGAAAAUAAACUGACUGAUAAGGAUGCUGAAAUCACAUCAUUACUUGAACAAUUGAAUAGAACUAAAGAGCACAUAAAACAAUAUUGUGACAUUUCUGAAGAGUCUGAAAAACAGCUAAAAGUUCUCAGCAACGAGUAUGAGGUAUAUAAAGCAAAUACGUCGGCUAAACUUGAUGAAAAUGCAAGUAAACUUAAAGCACUCGAGGAGAAGUGUUCAGAACUCGAAGCGGAAAUUUCAUUACAGGGUAAUGGUGACUAUUCAUCUGUAAACACCAAUUUGAAGAAUGAAUUAGCAGCUGCCAAAGAAGAACUUGCUAGUUUAUAUAUGUCUAAUGAAUGUUGUCGCAAUGAAUUGGACACGGCUCGUGGUGAAAUAAAUAAGCUCUUGGAAUCUGUACAGAAAGCAGAAGAAAAAUACAGCCAUGAGGUCAUACUUCAUUCCACAGAUAUACAAAUGCUAACUCAAGUCAAAGAAGACCUAUGUAGAGUGCAAAAUGAACUAAAUGAGAUGGUUUCGUUAAAAAAUAAUGCAGUCGCAAAGAUGGAGGCUGAGAUGAGUUCUUGGCUAGAAAGAGAGAAAAUGUUAGUUGCAGAAAAUGAACAAUUAGUUCAACGUUUGAAAGACCUUAAUGACCAAAACUCAUUGUUACAUGAUCAAAUACAGGCUCUUGGUACGCAACUUUCCGUAACUCACGCUUCCCGAUCACUGUCGGAAAGUAUGAAUGAUUCUACUAAUGAAACGAGCGUAAACACAUCCAUAAAUGAGGAAGAUGGGAAAUCUUCUGAACAGCUAUUCCAAAUUGUUAAAUUUUUGCGAAAGGAAAAGGACAUUGCGAUGGCCAAAUUCGAGAUAUUACAAGCUGAAACUAUGCGAUUGCGAUCUCAGUUGGAGAUAACAGAGAAACAUUUAGAUGAAUGUAAAUUGUCAUUAGCAACUGUAAGAGAACGAUCUGAGGUUGAUAUGGUGACAGUUAACAAACAAUCUGAUAUUUUAAGAAAAGUAGAAACACUAAAUGCUUUAACCGAUAGUAACAGAAUUUUACGUGAAGAGCGUGACACUUUGAGUUCCCGUGUAGAGGAACUUACAUCACAACUCAAAUCUUUAGAAGAUAAGUUGGUUCCAUUACAAGAGAAAAUAUCGGAUCUUACUUCCAAGAAUGAAACUUUACUUUCUGAAAAUACAUCACUAAAAGGAGAUUGCGCCAGAUGGCGAUCUAGAGUUAAUGCUCUUGUGGAACGGGCAAAUAAGACCAGUCCUGAAGACUGGAAGCGUUUACAAAACGAACGGGAGACUUUAGCAAAAAUGCUAACUAGUGAAAAGGAGACUGUAAGGAAGGUGAAUGAAGAAUUAACAAAUAUAAAACUUGAAAAAAUUAAACUAGAGGAACAUCACGUUGCACUUUCGCGUCAGCAAAAUGUACUUAUGGAUGAAAAUAAAAAACUUAAUGAAGAGAUUCAGGUUCUUAAAGAAGAUAUGUCGAGAUUGACAGAGGAAUUAACGAAACUAAAAGCCGAAAAUGCCUCCAUAUCAGAUACAAACACAAAAUUGACGGAAGAUCUUUCUAAUAAAGAAGCUUCCCUUAAUGAUAUUAAGAAUAAAGAAAUUCAAAUACGUAAAAUAGCUAAAAAAUAUAAGGGGCAGUAUGAAGAUCUUGUCAAGUCUGUUGAUCAAGAGAAGAAGAAGAAUGAAAGUGAUGUAGCCGCAGCGGGCGCUGCAGCCGCUGAAAGUUCAAAGAAGAUCGAGGAUCAACUGAAUGAAAUCCAAACUCAACUGGAAACAGAAAAAGCAAAUAAUGAAAAAUUAAAACAGGAGUUGGAGACAUUGAGAACUGCCAACUUGGACAAAGAAGAAAAGGCAAAACAGGUACUAAAGCAAGCUAAAAGCAAAAUUGUCCAAUUGACAGAGGUUAAAAAUUCCCUAAGCCGUGAGCUAGACGAAACUCGGACAAAGAUUGAGUCAAUAGAGCAAAGUACAAGGGAUGAACAAGAUGUUAGAUUAGCGCUUAUUAAGUCACAAUAUGAAGGGCGAUUGUCUCGCCUUGAGAAGGAAAGAGGAGAAGCACAAGCCGAACGUAACAGGGAAGUCGAAGCCUUGAUGCAGAAAGUCAAUAUAUUGCAAAGACAAUUGGCAAACCAGUCCUCGUCUUCUAAGCAGCAAACAACUCUGGACAAGACUACUACUGAACCACCUACAGCAAAUAUUAAGCCAAUGGCUGGUGUUGCGCAACAAAGUGUAUCUGGAAGUCGCCGUGGUGGCGAGACCCCGCUUGCAUCAAUUCGGCCGAUGGCCCAGGUGGGACCGACCGCGCCGCACGACGCGCACACCACAGAAUACAUGCCUGCCUCUUCAUCGCGCCCACUUACUCGUUCUUCCCUCGCGGCCUCCACUGCACCGCCAGAAUCUACACAGGAUAUGGAUACAAGUGAAGCAGGCAUGGGCAGUUCUGGGUCUAGCGACAGUACCACACAAUCUACAUCGCAUUCUCAAACCCCACAGCAAGCGGUAGCUUUGGUGUUGCCGCGUAUCGAACAGCCAAACACUGGUGGGACGAGUUCACUGGGUAGCGCCGCUAGCUCUCCUGUCGCCGUCCCAGCAUCUGCACAACCACCGACGGCAACACCACAACCAGCGAGCGCAGUAAGUGGAGCAUCGGCGACGGCGUCUAGCGUCAGUACGUCGCACGCUACCGCCGCUAUAGUGAGCACAUCUCAUGCUGCGACGGUGGGAACGUCGCACACUGCGCCCGUUGUCACCACUUCCCAUACCGCGCCGGGAGUGAGCACCUCCCAUUCCGGCGCAGGCGUCAGUACUUCUCAUGUCGCACCAGGUGUCAGCACCUCCCAUCCACCACCCGGCGUUAGCACCUCGCAUCCACCCCCAGAUGCGCGACCGCUGAAACGACGCCUACAGUCAAGAUCAGUAACAUCCAAACGGACACGUGUACAAGGUUUCGAAAGAUCAGUGGAAGUGGAAUACCAAGUGCCGACUUCGUCCCGUUGCGAUCAAGAUGACGAGGGUGUGAUCGUAGUCGAUUCUGAAGAAGAUGAUGAAAGGUGCUCAGGGACCAUGUAUCAGGAAGGUGAAGAAGACGAUGAAGAUAUGGAAGAGGAACAGGAAGUCGAGGCAGGAGAGGAGGAAGAGGAGGUGGAAGGCGAUGAAGAGAGUAGUGCUACUCGGCAGGAGUCGCCAGCACAGUCCCCCGAAGCAGGCGAGGCUGGUUCCGCGGAAUCGGGCGGAUCAGUUGGUGAGGGAGGUUCCGUGGCCGAGGCAGAUGUCGGCGAAGCCGAAGGUGCUCGUGAAGCCGACAGCGACCCGGCACCUGCGCACGCGCAAAUUGAGGCUAUUAGUAGUGGCACUGAACCCAGUGGCGCUCUGUCGAUCGGUGGAAACAAUGGUGAUGAUGGGGAUGACAGCAUCGUGCCCUCGACACCAACACUGUACGUCCCGAGACGUAACGAUGGGUUCGGUGAGGCAGUAGUGUCUCCAUUGGGCGUUGCGGGCGAAGGCUCAAUUGCGGGCACUGGUCCCGGUGGCGCGCGGUUCACCUUCGCUGAGGCAGGGGGCGCUGCGUCGCAUCACGAUACUCAUGCGGAUCUAACAGCCGCAUUGCCGCCACCCGCGUCACACUCUCUUGCCCACUCCGACACACGGGGUGAGACUAAUGAACCACGAGAAUGGGAGGAGUCACGGAACGAAGAAGAAGCUGCUGCAGUGAGCUCUCAGGGCAGUGAACCUUCUUCCCCGCAGCAAGUAGCUGAGGAGGGCCGCGAGGCAGAGGCAAGCGCAGCGCCGCGACGGUCCGCCACACACACCCCACAUACCCCGCAUCCCUCGCCGCACCAGAGAUGGAUGAGAGCUGCAGACAGCGAAAGUAGUCCCCGCGGCAGAGGUUCGAGGCCGAGAGGACGUCCAUCCAGAAGAUCGCAUAACUAUAAUAGGUUCUAA